AAAGAGAACAAGCUGAGAGAGAGAGAGAGAGAGAGAGAGAGAGAGAGCAGCAAUGGAGUCUUCCGACAAGAUAGUAGAGACAGUAAUGGUGGGAAGCUAUGUAGAGAUGGAGACAGAAGGCAAGCCCAAGACCAUGAAAAGUAGAUUGUCCCAGCUGUUUUGGCAUGGUGGUUCUGUGUAUGAUGCAUGGUUUAGCUGUGCUUCCAAUCAGGUAGCACAAGUAUUACUUACCUUGCCAUACUCAUUUUCCCAGCUCGGGAUGGUGUCUGGCAUCCUUUUCCAGCUGUUCUACGGUCUGCUAGGCAGCUGGACUGCGUAUCUCAUCAGUAUCUUAUACGUAGAGUAUAGAACCAGGAAAGAGAGAGAAAAAGUAGAUUUCAGAAACCACGUCAUUCAGUGGUUCGAAGUUCUCGAUGGACUUCUUGGGAAGCAUUGGAGAAACGUUGGCCUGGCUUUUAACUGCACAUUUCUUCUGUUUGGAUCUGUCAUUCAGCUCAUUGCUUGUGCCAGCAACAUAUACUACAUUAAUGAUAAUCUAGACAAGAGAACUUGGACGUACAUCUUCGGAGCUUGCUGUGCUACUACAGUCUUCAUUCCUUCCUUUCAUAACUACAGAAUCUGGUCUUUCUUGGGCUUGAUAAUGACUACAUAUACAGCUUGGUACAUGACCAUUGCAUCCCUCGUACAUGGACAGGUGGAAGGGGUGAAGCAUUCGGGUCCAAACCAGCUAGUGCUCUACUUCACAGGAGCUACAAACAUUCUCUACACAUUUGGUGGACACGCCGUGACAGUAGAGAUAAUGCACGCCAUGUGGAAGCCACAGAAGUUCAAGGCCAUAUACCUACUGGCAACACUGUAUGUGCUGACACUGACUCUUCCAUCUGCUGCAUCUAUGUAUUGGGCAUUCGGAGACAUGCUUCUCAAUCAUUCUAACGCCUUUGCCCUCCUCCCAAAGACCCCUCUCAGAGACAUGGCUGUCAUCCUCAUGCUCAUCCAUCAGUUUAUUACGUUUGGGUUCGCAUGCACGCCUCUGUAUUUCGUGUGGGAGAAGGCGAUAGGGAUGCAUGAAUGCAAAAGCAUGUGUAAGCGUGCCUUAGCCAGGCUGCCUGUGGUUAUUCCCAUUUGGUUCUUAGCCAUCAUAUUCCCUUUCUUUGGACCCAUCAACUCCACCGUUGGAUCCCUCCUCGUUAGCUUCACCGUCUACAUCAUCCCAGCCCUGGCCCACAUGCUUACCUUCCGUUCUGCCACUGCCAGAGAGAAUGCUGUGGAAAGGCCUCCAAAGUUUGUAGGGAAGUGGGCAGGAACGUACACUAUAAACGUGUUUGUGGUGGUGUGGGUGUUUGUGGUUGGGUUCGGUUUUGGGGGAUGGGCGAGCAUGACCAAUUUCGUGCGCCAGGUCGACACCUUUGGGCUCUUUACCAAGUGCUACCAGUGCCCUCUUCCUACACCACCACCUCUUCCACAUAAUACCACUGUUGCUUCUCUUCCUCCAUCAUACCACCAUCACUAAGGCCCAUCAACAUCCUUUUCCUGUUUUAAUCAUUCUACCCAUCAACUACUCUUUUGAAAAUCAAAAGGAAAAAAAAAAAAAAAAAAAAACAAAAGUUUUGGUAGCAUUCUCUCUCUCCCUCUCCUGUUGGUUAACAUUGUUAUUAUGCUUUGAGAACCUUGUAAUUCCUUGGAAUUGUAUGUUACUGUUGUGGCAGAAGUAAAUCUUCCUUCAACUUAAAUGGUACAGUAUUAUUACUACA
Molecule: messenger RNA, 1751 nt
Organism: Magnolia sinica
Lineage: Eukaryota; Viridiplantae; Streptophyta; Magnoliopsida; Magnoliales; Magnoliaceae
Product: auxin transporter-like protein 5
Exons: 8
Coding region: 53-1510 (485 amino acids)
Cellular component (GO): plasma membrane
Source: RefSeq, a predicted model, not a curated record